AUUUCUUGCAGUUUGAAAUGUUUGUCAAUUGAAACGGACUCAUCGGGAACAGAAUCGAUGUGUUUGCUGUUUCACUGAACGAGAAAAUUGAUCUGACUGGAACUACUUCGGUCGCUACAGCGUCUGUAUAUGCUAACGGUUCAAUAUUGAAUCACAAAGCCUAAUAUAAUAAACUUGUACGUAAGGAAGAAUGCAGGUAUCUUUGUAAAACAAACGCAAAAUGGUCUUGGAUUCGGAUAAUUGCAAAGACGAAUUGGUCUCUAAAGACGAGCGGAAAUGGCAUUACUUUAUCCUUACGAGCGUGACAAUAUUUUUUGGCGGACUUUUCUUCAUCCUAUGUGGAAAACUUCUUGUCAAACUUUGCGAGCGAAAUCGUUCCAAAACAGCGACUGUUACUCCUCCAAAUAGUGCGAAAUCUAGAAAAUCAGCGACCAAACGACCUCCGAGUAACAACGAUGAGGACGAAGGCGGACUAUAUAUUGCUAUUAAGGAGGGCGCUGGAUCGCUUAUCAACGCCAAGACUUUGAAAGGCAAAGUCAUGGCAAUCUUAUCGUUUCUGUUUAGUAUGACAUACAUCGCUUUAUAUUAUGUCGAGUCGCAAUAUCCAGUUGAACACUGCUUGAAGUUGGGAGACCAAAAACUGUGGAUUUUUGAAAUUGCACUCAACACAUUUUUCAUAUUUCAUUUUAUAGUCAGGUUUUUGGCCGCAAAUGACAAGCUUUUAUUUUGGUUUGAGUUGACGUCAAUUAUCGACUUUUUCACCGUACCUCAAGUUUUCGUAUCAAUCGUCGUUGAACAGACUUGGCUUGGUAUGAGGUUCCUGAGGGCUCUUCAGCUUUUAAGACUUUCGGAAGUUUUACAAAUUCUGGGAAUUUUACACAGCGCCGGAAGUAUUGAAAUGGCAAGUGUUAUUGGAAAUUUUGUUGGCCUCUGGGUAACCUCAGCUGGAAUGGUCCAUAUGCUCGAGAAUACAGGUGAUCCAUUCGGAGAUCAUGAGUACGAAGGACAACAUUUAAAUCCAUUUGAUUGCUUAUAUUUUCUCUUGGUAACCAUGUCGACCGUUGGUUAUGGCGAUAUUUACUGCCAUACUUAUCUCGGAAAAAUUUUUAUCUGCAUAUUCAUUUGUGUUGGUCUUGUCAUGUUUACCUCCGCGAUUCCAGUUAUCGGGGCGUUCCUCGCGUCGCAAUCAAAAUACAACAGUUCUUUCAAAACUACUGAAGGUGUAAACCAUGUUGUUGUCUGCGGACAUAUAACUAAAGAUACUGUUGAAACCUUUCUACGUGAAUUUUUACAUCCUGAUCGAGAUGACGUUAAUGAACAUGUUGUCUUUCUUUAUCCCUCGUUUCCCUCAAGCGAGCUAGAAGCUGUCCUGAAGCGUAACGAAGUGAAUGUAUCGUAUUUCAAAGGAACUGUUCUGGAUGGUGGAGAUUGUGAGAGAGUUCAGAUGAGGGAAGCAACAGCUGUCUUGAUUUUGGCGAACCGCCAUUGCUCAAAUCCUGAUGCGGAAGACGCCGCAAAUAUAAUGAGGGUUAUUUCAAUAAAGAAUUUCUCAUCAAAAAUACGAGUCGUUAUUCAGCUCCUACAGUAUCACAAUAAGAUGCAUUUGUUCAACAUUCGCUCUUGGGACAUGGACAAUGGUGAUGAUAUGGUGUGCGUUAGUGAGCUCAAACUUGGAUUCAUAGCGCAGAGCUGUCUUUCACAAGGUUUUUCUACGCUCUUAGCGAACAUUUUCGCCAUGAGAAGCGAGCCUUCAGAAGACGAGCAGGUUGUGACAUGGAAGGGAAACUAUCUUCUUGGUGCCUCGAAGGAAAUGUAUACAGAGACACUAUCGCCAGCUUUUGUUGGUAUGGACUUCCACGAGUUCGUUCUAUUUUGCUUUGAGAAGCUUGGUCUCACCUUACUUGCGAUUCAGUUAAGAGCAAAAGAUGGAACCCUACGUUACGUUCUCAAUCCGUGCGAUGAGAACGCAAGAGUUGUUCAAGGCAGUAAGGGCUGUUUCAUAGCGGACUCAGCCAUUGAAGUAAAAAGGGUGUUUUUGUAUUGUAAUAAUUGUCACAAAAACGUCAACUCUCCUGAACAAAUCGAAGAAUGCAAAUGCUCGGACAAAGGCAGUUGCAAGACCGUCGUUCCUCCAGCUAUUGUCAACAUGGACGAGAACGACACGUGUAUUGAGUUAUACACGCCAAAUAAAAAGAAACCAACGAUGAAAAAAGCUGCGUCGAAACUUCAAGAUCUAAUGGGAAAUGGAAAGCUUAGCAUGUUUGAUUCAACUGGGACUUACUACUGGUGUGAAAAGGUCGAUUUUGAGACAGCCACUGUGGAUCGCACUAAAGCGGAACAGAUUGUAUUCAACAAUCAUAUAGUUGUUUGCGUAUUUGCUGAAAGUGAUGGCCCGCUUAUAGGGCUUCGGACAUUCUGCAUCCCGUUGCGGGCAAGUAACCUGCAACCAGGCGAGCUCAAGAAAAUCGUAUUUGUUGGCGACGGCGUUUAUCUGAGAAGGGAGUGGGAACAACUGUGUAACUUCCCUGAAAUUAAUAUUUUGCCGGGUUCGCCAUUCAACCGAGCAGACCUCAAUGCUGUGAACGCUAAUUUAGCUGCCAUGGUCGUCGUGCUCUCCCCAAUAGUUCGAGCUGCAGAUUCAGCAAAUGACGAUCAGGCAUUGGCUGAUAAGGAGCCAAUCAUGGCCAGUCUCAAUUUAAAAGCUAUGCCGUUUGAUGACGUUGCCACAGUGUUACAGAGAGAAAUGGUCGCUCAUUUGACAACGGAUGACGACAGUACUACACCAGUUUCCCAACCGAACAGAAUUCUCUCUGUGUCGAAACUAGAGGAGAUCAGUGCUGUUCUACCGAUGAUAACCGAACUCGUAUUUGACAACAACGUUCAGUAUCUAGAUGAUGAAGAUGAGGAUGAAGACGGAAUUGGUUUUUAUGAAACACAGCCUUUUGCUUGUGGUCAUGCUUUCACUGUCUCUGUUCUUGACUCGUUAAUGACAGCCACCUACUUCAACUCGGACGUAUUAAACCUGGUGCGAGCUUUGGUCACUGGAGGUGUCAGCGCUGAACUGGAGGCUCAAUUCGCUGAAGGCCGUGAAAUCCGUGGAGUAGCGGAAACUCCAGACAUCGCUUUAUAUAGACAGAGAGCGAAACUUGUACAAGUCCCAAUUUAUGAAGGACCUUUUAAACAAUUUGGGGAUGGUCGAUCAUUCGGUCAGCUUUUUACUCAUGCUAUUAAAGAGUUCCACAUGGUGUGUAUUGGAGUCUAUCGUUUGAUUGGCGGCGCAUCUUCACGACGCUACGUCAUUACAUCACCAGAGGCUGAAUUUACUCUGAACCAAACCGACCUUAUAUUUGGAUUGGCCCAGAGCGACUUCGAAGUCUUACCAGAACAAUAAGACAGCCUAGGGAGUGAAAACAUCAGCAAUCUCUUUUUUGUGAAGUUCUCGAAUCUUGCUUACUCGAUAUGAUACUCCUAGGAUUCUGGACUAACGGUCUGUCGUAUGUACACGAAGUUGUUUCAAAUGCUCUAUCAAAUCUGCCCACAGCUUUUGUUGUAGAUAAUUACGCCCAUCCAAUCACCAAACAUCCACAAUUCACCAAACAUUCACAAGUCGCCAAACAUUCACAAGUCACCAGGCACCAGGAAAAGAAUCACCGCUAAAUUUAUUGCAGAGUGCAUUGCUGCACAAGUAAUUCUUUGUUUUUCUUUGACGAGACGAACUAAAUGUUGAGAAGUUUAGGCAUGUAUCGCACACACCAAGGGAAUGUCGCUAAAUGCACCGAUAUGAAGCGAAUAAAGAAUUCGGAAUAAUUCCUAGAUCAUCUGGUCAAACUAGUAUAAAUUAUGAUCUGACUAAAAAUUAUAUUAUCGUAAAGAUUUGUACAUAUUAAUUAUUGUGUAAUAUUAAUGUCUGUUUCUACUUAUAUGUAUAUAUUGUAAUUUUUCAAAAUUUGAAUAUUUUACACUUUUCGUACCGUAA
Messenger RNA from Dendronephthya gigantea, 3976 nucleotides. Its product is annotated as calcium-activated potassium channel slowpoke-like. NCBI's taxonomy places the organism in Eukaryota, Metazoa, Cnidaria, Anthozoa, Malacalcyonacea, Nephtheidae. Gene Ontology annotation, biological process: potassium ion transport; transmembrane transport. Gene Ontology annotation, molecular function: large conductance calcium-activated potassium channel activity. The record is from RefSeq and is a predicted model, not a curated record. The transcript has 27 exons. Gene Ontology annotation, cellular component: postsynaptic membrane. Bases 221 to 3391 code for a protein of 1056 amino acids.